Molecule: messenger RNA, 4930 nt
Organism: Leptonychotes weddellii (Weddell seal)
Lineage: Eukaryota; Metazoa; Chordata; Mammalia; Carnivora; Phocidae
Source: RefSeq, a predicted model, not a curated record
CAAAUACACAGAUAGGAACGUGUUCUAAUUAAUACUCACAUGUGCUCCCCUUUUAGGCUUUUUUUACAGAAAAGUACUUGCAGGAGCAUCCCGAAGACCAGGAGAAGAUUGAGCUGCUAAAACGACUGAUAGCAUUGCAGAUGCCCCUGCUGACAGAGGGGAUCCGCAUCCACGGGGAGAAGCUGACAGAGCAGCUAAAGCCACUGCAUGACCGGUUGUCUUCUUGUUUCCGGGAACUCAAGGAGAAAGUGGAAAAGCUCUACGGUGUCAUAACGCUGCCACCCACCUUGACUGAGAGGAAGCAAAGCCGCACAGGGUCUAUUGUACUACCCUACAUCAUGUCAUCUACGCUGCGGAGAUUGUCCAUCACCUCAGUGACUUCCUCGGUGAUUUCCACCUCUUCUAACUCAUCCGAUAAUGCUCCUUCCAGACCAGGAUCCGAUGGGUCAAUCCUGGAGCCACUUAUGGAGCGCAGGGCUUCGUCAGGUGCCAGAGUUGAAGAUCUGCCCCUCAAAGAGGACAGUGAGAACCGGAUCAGCAAGUUCAAGAGAAAAGAUUGGAGCCUCAGCAAGUCCCAGGUCAUUGCAGAGAAAGCGCCAGAACCUGAUCUGAUGAGCCCAGCCCGAAAAGCGCAAAGACCAAAGAGUCUCCAGUUGUCGGACAAUCGGCUGACGCCAUUUCAUGGUUCUUCACCUCCUCAGUCAACGCCCUUGAGCCCACCUCCACUCACUCCUAAAGCCACCAGGACCCUAAGCUCCCCAUCUUUGCAGACAGAUGGGCUGAUGACUACUACUGUCCCGCCUCCCCCUCCCCCCAAAAGCAAGCCCUACGAGAGCAGCCAGAGGAACUCCGCGGAGAUUGCCCCUCCGCUUCCGGUCCGCAGAGAAGCCAAAGCCCCACCCCCACCACCUCCCAAAGCUCGGAAAUCUGGCUUCCUUUCUUCUGAGCCCGGAUCCCAGUAAGGAUCUUGCCACCCUGUCUCCGGAACUCUGAACACCUUGAACAGCUGAGAGGAGGCCCUGUCCUCAUUCCCCAGGGCCUCUGGCUGACCCCCCACCCCCUUCCUGAUCUGGGGUCAGCUGUACCAGCUCAAAACUGGUUGUUCUUUGAAAGACUUCUCUGAAAGAGGCCGAAGGCCACAUCUCCUCCCGCCCGCCCACAUGAAUUCCAGAAUUGGUCGGGUCCUCUGUUUCUCAAAGGAGAGAUAUCUCCUCACCGUGAUUAAAUUCCGCCUCCAGCGCAGAGGCCACCGCAGCCUACAGAAGCCUGGCUACGUUCUUCUAUGGCGGUCUUGGAGCAACCCCAGGAACCUCCACUUUGGAAGGAUUUCUUGCUUUGCUUGUGAAAAGCUAUGCUUGAGACUUGGUUUUCUCACGUGGACACACCAUGCCCUGAAUAACAUUGGAAGAGACGUGCAUCAGGGACUUUGGUAGCCAAAAUAAUCCUAUCUUCCUGAAGUCUGCUUGUGUCUCCUUUAAGGAAAAGAACAUCUUUGUAAUGAAGAUGGGCUACUUUCAUGUGUGACUAGUCAUCAUUGUUGAAAACACAUGGACUCGACUGUGAGGUCUGAGCUCCCGUCUGCCCCCAUGCCAGCUACUGCGUGUGGUGUGGGAACCCUCCUGGGAGGCCCUCGCACUCCUGACCCCCUGGCUGUCACCACACCGAGUCACUCCUUCCUGCUACAGACUCUCUUGAAGCUCUUUCUUUUGCACAGUUUCUUGCCCUGUUACCUCCUCUGAGUGCAAAUCACUGGACAGAAGGGACUUCGAAGCCCGGGUUCAGCCGCUUCUCUUCCAGAUCGUGUUUGGAUGGCUCAGCGGCCCCUCUCUGCCCCCUGAUUUUACCCUGGAGAAUACAGUGCAAUAUCUCCCUUUGAUUAUUUAUUCCUCAUGAUUGUGGAAUUAAUUUGAUUACAUGUUUAUGGUACUAAGUCAGUAGUCCUUUUGGAAGAAGAAAUGGGGUGAUUUAGAUGAUCAAAUAUUACAUACACCUACACAAACCCCACAAGGUUGGAGACAUUUUGAGCUAGAAGGACCUUAAAGUUCAUACAAACAACCCCCUCGUUUUGUAGACAAAACGGAAAAUCUGACUACAGAUUCUUACUAACAACGCAGCUUGCUAAUUGAGGCUCUAUCCCCAGAUAACACUUAGAUCAAGAAGACAACCCUGACAUACUCCAUGAUGAAUACCUACCCCUAGUUGGAACAACAGUGGAAAUGUCCUGGGUAUUUCUAUACCACUUUGACAUUUAUGGCAAAGUAGAAAGCUUUAUGUGGAUCCCCUAGGUCAGCACGUGGGGAAGCUCACCAGAGUCCCUUUGGUAACUGGGCCCAGUCCCCUUCCCCACCUACCCAGCCCCAAGGUAGAGAGAGAGAGGAAAGAGAUUUCACCUCUGAGAAUGCGGAUUUGCUUGCCUGCUUCUUUGCGUACCCGUUUCAAUACCACCUUUCUUAGAAGAGACCUUCUAAUGGUUCAGAGAGUCAGGGAAAGACGUGGCCAGCAAUCCUCAAGCAGUUAGUGUGCAUAUUUAAAAGUGGUGAGGAAAAGGUGGUUCUUCACCUCCACUCAGGGGAACCUUCAAAGGGAUAGACUAGAGAAAAGCUGGGCUUUGGAAGUAAACCAUCUGGUCUCCGACCAUCCCAGCUGUGUCAUCUGUUAACUUUGCAAAUCCCCUAAAUUCUUUGCAAUCAUCUGAGCCUUCAUUUCUUCCCCUUCUGAUACAGGGAACAGUACCUGCCACACAGAUGAGAUUCAAACAAGAUCGGCUGUGUGGAGUAGUAGGAACGAAAUGAUCCGUCCUUUCCUCUGCUCGGCCUGAGUAAGAUCUGGAAUUCUCUAAGAGCAUUAUUGAUAUUUUUUCCCCCUGAGGUAAUUUGGAAAGUGAGUGCAAGUUAGCUGUGCGCAUACAAUCCCUUUUAAAAAAAAAAAAUGGCAUCUUUUAGAAUCUCUUACAUAAUUAUUUAUGACUAAAGAAGAAGUGUUAAUAAGAACCAAAAAGGAUUUUAGUGGAAAGAAUUCAACGAAGAGAAGGAACAGAAAGGUUAUAUGGGGCUUCUGUGGAGCCCAGAGCAGCUUCUGAGAAGUUGCCUCGCAGACUGGCUAGCGGGGAUCUGUAGGUCUCACCCGAUUUUUCAGGCUGCCUUUCAAAUAGAAAGAUGUAAGCUGGUCACAAAAAAUACCAAACCUCAAGCAUGACCCUUCAGAGCAGUGCAAGUGAGUUCUGCAGUGUGGUCUUUGAUCAGGGGCUGGGGAAGUCUGAUACGCUGGUGCCCAAGUACCUUCCCUUUUUUAACAGAACAUUUUUCCAACUGAUUCCCCUUCUAUCUUAAUGAAAAUACUAAGUCUCUCCUGCCUGAAUAGAAAGGAUUCUAGGUAAUGGUGUGGAUACCAGAUUACAGGGAACAUGGGGGAAGGCAUUGGGUCAGAAAGAGUCAUGUUUGACAAAAGAUCAUAAAUCACGUCUGUCCUGAAGUCAAAGAGGAAGACUGCAAGGAAAUGCCUUAUGAUUACAUUGCAUAUAGGAGAGAUGAGGGGCCAGGAAUAAAAGAGGAAAGAACUGGUCUUUAUUUCCCUUGAUAAGAACUCUGGAGUACUGAAGGACAUUGAAAGUAGCCCCCAAACUGUCACAACCUUUGUGGAUGUCACAACCUUAUGGGAUUUUUUUUUAAUCCCUUAUUUUCUUUCUCUCUGUUCUGGUGACUUGUCUUCCUUGGAGAUUUUUUUUUUUUCAAGAAUCGUUUUAUUCAACAUUUAUUAAGCUCUUAUUGAAUGCCAGACACCAUACGAGACUCUCAGGAUGUGGCAAUUCAGUGUAUCCAAUGGGAACAGCCUGGUAUGCAGAGACUGUGUUGUGCUGUGGGGUUGGCAAGAGAGUAGGACCAGGAGAAAGUGAAACCCUCAGUACGGCUGCUGGGCCAUGGGCCUCCCCUCUUCCACCUCCCAUGUGGAUUGCAGAAUUGUAGUCCUUCUCGCCCGUCAGGGAGACCCUGCAGAUCCCUAAGACAAGAGAUAAAGCGGGAUUUGAGAUAACAAUCUACCUUUGUUAACUUUUUCCAAGCUGUGGGAGUGCUUCCCCUCUACUGGCCCCCAGAUCAUGGGGUGCCUUUUUCCUUUAAAAUUGAGGGAUGUCUUAACAUACAUAUGGGCAAGUGCACAAAUCUUAGGGGUACAGAUGGAUGAAACUUGACCUAGGCGUGUACCGCAUCGCCACCUCUCAGAUCCAGACCGAGACUACUUCCAGAACCCCAGAAGUGCCCCUCAUGUCCCUGCUGUCCUUCUGCAAAAGGCAUUUAGAAGGCCAUUCAUAGCUGUACCUUCCUUCCUUUCACUGCUCGGGUAUAAUGAAAAAAGGGGAAAAACCCCACCAUCAACACAGGACAGGACAGUAAAGACCAUGUACCGUUUGGCAAGUCGAUUUAUAGUCAGUCCCUGGGCCUCAUUUUCCUCAUGUAAAACAUGUAUAUCCGAAGCUGUGUGAUUUUAGAAUCCUUUCGGCCCUCGCUUUCUUUGAUUCUAAGUGAAUGAGAAAGAGAGAAUCCGAAGGCAACGAAGUUUCCGUACAACAGCUUUUAGGCCCACAUGCCAUUGACCAAGUGGGAUUUUAAAAUUAGUUGGAAAAGGUAAGUUCCUCUUUGGGUGGGUUGAGCAUGGAACCACCAGUUAUAACCUACAAAAAGAAAAAGUUUUCCUUUAAGUUGAUGAUUUCAGGCUGACCAGUGCUGGUCUCCCACAUAUGCUGCCUAAACUCAUCUAUUAGUCAGAUUUUGUAAGUUAUUCAUCCAGACUUUGUCAAAGGCUCGGUUGCCAGGAUUUUGUAAACUAGUUGGGUUUCAAACAUGGACUGUUAGGAAGAUGUGCAUUGAAGUAGAAAAAUUUUGUUCAGAUUUGCUGUUAUUUAUUUUUUAAAUUAAAAAUGGAAAUGUAUUUUGAA